Rhizoctonia solani is the source of this 1590-nucleotide messenger RNA. Its product is annotated as carbohydrate esterase family 10 protein. The transcript is spliced from 12 exons. The coding region runs from base 1 to 1590 and encodes 529 amino acids. Lineage: Eukaryota; Fungi; Basidiomycota; Agaricomycetes; Cantharellales; Ceratobasidiaceae. The record is from RefSeq and is a predicted model, not a curated record.
AUGUACCUGGGGGCCCCAGUCUUAUUCAUUGGUCUAUUCCUCUCUUUCGCGAAUGGCCGCUCGCUGUCCGUCAAGCUUCCUGAUGCGACUUACUCAGGCUAUCACAACUCCACUUCAGGCUUGGAUGUUUGGCUGGGGGUCAGGUAUGCUGCUCCUCCGGUGGGAGAGUUGAGAUGGAGAGCCGCACAGUCCAUAUCGGAAGGAAAUGGGGUUAUAAAUUCCACGACAAUGCCUGUUCAGUGCAUUCAGUCUCAGGCGGCCUGGAAUGCUACCAACAUGAGCGAGGAUUGCCUGUACCUGAAUGUUUACUCACCCCCCAAUGCUAAAAAACUCCCUGUUCUUGUUUGGAUACACGGCGGAAGUUGGGAUCAUAAUGGUGCAUAUCAAUUUGAUCCAACCCCUUUAAUCAAUCUUUCUGGGAACAAAUUUGUGGCAGUUAUCCUUCAAUACAGGCUCGGGGCUUUUGGUUUCCUAUCCGGUUCAGAGAGUAUUGCCCAAUCUAAUGGUCUCAAUGUAGCCAUAACCGAUGCUCGCUUCGCGCUUCAAUUUGUUCAAUCAAACAUAGAUAAAUUCGGUGGCUCGAAGGACGAUGUAACUAUUUGGGGACAGAGUUCAGGAGGAGGCACGGUCCUCGAACUUCUGGUACAAGAGGGUCGACUGCAGAAGUCUACUGGAUCAAAAUAUCAAGCCCUUUUCAAGGCUGCAAUCAUGAGCUCUCCUUGGUUCCCACCACUUGGGAAAUGCAGCAACACUUAUUUCAAGGAGCAAUUCAGAAAUUUUACUUUGGGGGCCGGUUGCACUCCAAAUUCGACAGAUGCUAGUGCGCUAUCAUGUUUAAGAACAGCGCCGAGUAGCGCACUUCGACAAUUGAAUUACCAAAUGAACAAAGCUCAAAAAGGACAUGUCAACUACUGGACAGCAUGCUUAGAAGACGAUUCCUCCAAGGAUGGUCGCAGGGAUUAUGUUUUGGCUGGCAGUAAUUCUGCAGACGGAUCUGCGCCUUCCAAUCUGUCCACCCCGACGCUUUUUGAGAGUUUCUUGACGACAAACUGGCCGCUCACAGCCGAGCAGGUCACAAAGGUUGCUAGCCUUUAUCCAGAAAGUACAUUUCCGGACAGCCAUGCCAGGGGUGUUUCCGUAUACCAAGAUGCGGUAUUCGCUUGCAGUUCGACCUGGGCCACUGCAGCCUUUACAAAAAGGAAAGGAAGUUGGAGGUAUUUGUUUGGGAUAUUGCGUAGGUCACUGUUCAAAUUGUCUCUUGGAGGAUUAUUCAUGGUAACCACCCGCACUGUCGUAGCGGCCGUCCAUGCUCAAGAUAACGCAUAUGAAUUCCCGAUUUGGUAUAACUUCCGCUCCCCAGUUUCACCGAACGUAUUUUCCGCGUUUGGUGGUUCUAUAACCAACUUCACGGUCGGGCGAAAUCCUAAUUCCAAAGCCCUCAACAAUACUUGGCUGCAAGCAGGGAGCGGGAGUCAAAUUGUCUUCAAUAUGACCUCUCCGGCCAAUGUCAGUGAGACCUACGACACUGAGUUUUACGCUCCGCCGAGUGGCACGAAAGAGUACGUGCUCAAUGCGCCUUCUUCUCCAUAG